Molecule: messenger RNA, 201 nt
Organism: Dentiscutata heterogama
Lineage: Eukaryota; Fungi; Glomeromycota; Glomeromycetes; Diversisporales; Gigasporaceae
Source: the annotation of a GenBank genome assembly
GAAACUGAAAUCGGUCGAAAACGUGAAAACUCUUUACGUAAACAUAACUUCAUUCCAUUUAUAUACAACAUUAUUCGAAUCUUAGCAGAGCGUGGCGAAUUGGAUGCACGUAUAGAACAUGCUAAAAAAGAAAUGACCAAGAGGAAAAAGGAACGUGCAGAGAAGAAAAAAAAUGCCGAAGCUUCAGGCAGUAAAAAUUAA